CUGCCACGUUGGUUACAUAGAACCCCCACUGCAAGACUGAUCAUGAGGGGCGAUCGAGUCAGAGAGUCUUCCUCGUCGGCUUUACCCCAGCCCUUAUCACAGACAAGUCUCCCGAAGGCCCAGCACUGCGAGCAUCUCUGAUCGUCGCCGCCAAUUCAUCCUACACAAGUCAACAGCGGAUCGCGGUUUCUCGUUGCGACGGAAGCUAAAGCGAAAUCCCUUAUUCUCGUUGUCGCCAACGUUACCCUAAAUAGGAGUCGCCACUUGACGCGAAAGCUGAAGCGAUGGUCGGUAGCGAAUCGAAUGCCGUUUGGCCUCAGAGCAGGCCACAACGCCAUCUCGCUUCUGGUGAGACGAGUGAGAGGGCACCCAGAACCAUGCCGCGUACGACCAUCUCCUCGCAAUGGCACCAUGGUCACCACCCGCCCCACCAGCACCCCUCCACCGCCCCUCGCCUCAGCAGCCGCAGCGAGUUGCCCACCACCGUGAGGCUCGUGCCCACGUCUGCCAGCAUGGCCAGCCACAGCUGCGCGCGGCCGGCCACAGCCAGCCCCAGCACGGUGCCCUUUACUAGCACCGACACCGCCACAUUCUCACACACCACCCACUGCACCGCCCGCCCCAGCCACAGCGCCCGCGCCCGCGCCAGCUGGCGCAGGUCAUCUGACAUCAGCGCCACGACAGCAGCCUCCAUUGCUGACUGACGCGGACGCGAUGGUGCCCAUGGCGGCGCUGACAUCAGCGGGGCGGCGAGGGCGGGCGCGUCGUUGAUGGCGUCGACCACCAUGCACGUGGCGCCAUGGGCCGCCUUGAGCGCUGCCACCGCCGCCACCUUGUCCUCGGGCAGCAGCACGGCCACGUGCAACCCCAGCUCCCGCACCAGCUGCCCUGCCACCUCAGCUGCUUCGGGCCGAAGCGAGUCAGCGGUGGCAAUGGCUGCCUUGGGGAUGGCUGUCCACAUCGAGCCACGUCACCAUGGCCCCGAGGCUGAGCUUGUGUUUGGCUAGGGCGCAGUGGCUGGUGCACCAUCGUUGGGUUGGGCCAUGGCGCAUAGAGGGGAAGGCGUAGCAACGUGGAGGUGUGGGAAGGCGUAGCGACGUGGAGGUGUGGGAAGGCGUAGCGACGUGGAGGUGUGGGAAGGCGAAGGGAUGGGGGAAAAGGAAUGGAGAUAUGGAGGGAAGGGUAUUGAUGCCCUAAUGAAGGCAAUGGCAGAGCUUGGAUUCUGUCAUCAGUUAA
Molecule: messenger RNA, 1236 nt
Organism: Closterium sp. NIES-67
Lineage: Eukaryota; Viridiplantae; Streptophyta; Zygnematophyceae; Desmidiales; Closteriaceae
Source: the annotation of a GenBank genome assembly